AUGCCCUUCGGUCUGAAGAACGCUGGUGCGACAUACCAGCGCAUGAUGAACAAAGUAUUCCGAGCGGAGAUAGGCGAUAUGCUCAAAGUCUAUAUGGACGAUAUGAUCGUCAAAUCCCAAAGGGAAACCGAUCACGCCACUCACCUUAAAAAGGUUUUCGAGCAAGCCCGAAAGUGUAAAAUGAGAUUCAAUCCGGAAAAAUGCACAUUCGGCGUCUGUGCAGGAAAAUUCCUCGGAUUUUACUUAACAGAAAGAGGAAUCGAAGCCAACCGGGAUAAAUGCAAGGCUUUCUCGGAUUUUCCCACUCCAAAUUUGAAGAAGUCAAUCCAAACCUUGAACGGCAUGCUCACGUCACUAUCCAGGUUCGUGGUCAAAUCCGCGCAGCACGCCCUGCCACUAUUCAAACUCCUGCACAAAGAGACCGCAUUCGAAUGGACGGAAGAGUGCGAACGCGCCCUCUCCCACCUCAAGCGGGCCCUAUCCAGCCCGCCGGUUUUAUCUAGGCCGGAAGCUGGAGAAAUCUUGUACCUCUAUCUCGCCGUAUCCACUGAGGCCGUCAGCGCGGCCUUGAGACGAGAAAUCCCGGAAGGCCAAAAGCCCAUUUACUUCACCAGCAAAGCACUUCAGGGCCCCGAGGUCAGAUAUCAACAGAUCGAAAAGGUCGGACUCGCGUUAAUAACCGCAGCCCAAAGACUCAGACACUAUUUCCUAGCACAUACCAUAGUCGUGCGAACUGAGCAACCCGUGAAACAAUUACUUGCACUCCCCGACAUGGCCGGGAGAAUGCUCUGGUGGUCGUUGGAACUGGCGGAGUUCGACAUCAAAUAUGAAGGAAGAAAAGCCCUUAAAGCACAAGUCUUGGCAGAUUUUGUAGCCGAAAUGGCCUUCCCCGAAACAACAAACAACAAUGUCCGAAGAUGGACCUUAUACGUAGACGGUGCUUCAAGCUCAAACGGCAGCGGAGCGGGGAUCAUUCUUGAGAAUGGAGAAGGAACCCUCAUAGAGGUAUCCCUUUCACUAUCAUUCCCAACAUCCAACAACCAAGUAGAAUAUGAGGCCCUGCUAGCCGGGCUGCGCCUCGCAAAUGACUUAGAAGCCGAAGACAUUGAGGUAUUCACCGACUCUCAACUAGUCGCAUCCCACAUCUCGGGCGAGUAUCAGGUCAAAAGCGAAACCCUCGCGGAAUACUUGGCCCUCAUGAAAGAAAGACUGGCCCGAUUCAGGAGUGCCAAAGUAAAACACAUCCCAAGGGAACACAACACUCGGGCAGACGUCCUAUCAAAACUGGCGAGCAUAAGAAAGAAGGGAGGUAACAAAUCCGUAAUCCAUGAGAUAUUGCCAAAACCCAGUACCGAGACCCCAUCCUCACUAUCACUCGUAAGCGCAAUUGGGGACACGUCCGGUUGGAUGACCCCCGUAUACAAUUACCUAACAAAUGACAUUUUGCCCACUGAUCCAAAAGAGGCCUCCACCAUCCGAAGGAGAGCCUGCUCGUACGCCUUAGUCGAAAAUUGCCUCUACCGACGAGGAUUUUCCAUACCUCUCCUCAAAUGUAUAGACGAGGGCACAGUUCCCCACAUACUCCAAGAGAUACACGAAGGAAUCAACUCCCAACAUCUAGGGGGAAGAUCACUCGCUCAAAAAGCCCUCCGAGCAGGCUACUAUUGGCCAACGAUGCAAGACGAUGCCAAAGAAUACGUGAAGAAAUGCGACAAAUGCCAACGUUUCGGGGACAUGCACCUCGCACCCCCCAACGAACUUAAGUCCUUAUCAUCUCCCUGGUCGUUCGCAUGGUGGGGGAUCGAUCUCCUCGGUCCAUUCGUGACCGGAAGCAAUCAAAACAAGUACCUAAUAGUUGCGGUCGACUAUUUCACCAUGUGGAUCGAGGCCGAGCCAUUGGCCAAAAUCACAUCCUUGAACGUACUCCGCUUCUACGAAAGAAACAUCCUCGCCCGAUUCAGGCUACCCUUGGCCAUCAUCACUGACAACGGCACCCAGUUCACAGACGGAUGCUUCCAAGAGUUCAUCACAAAAUUGGGAACAAAGCAACAUUUCGCGUCGGUCGAACACCCACAAACGAACGGGCAAGAAGAGGCCGCUAAUAGAGUAAUCUUGAGGGGCCUCAAAAGAAGACUAGACGAGAUAAAAAAGGGAUGGGUAGAAGAGCUGCACAGCAUUCUUUGGGCCUAUCGCACCACCCCACACUCCACCACCGGGGAAACCCCCUUCCGACUGACGUACGGAAUGGAGGCCGUGAUCCCCGUCGAAAUACAUGUGCCAUCGAGACGCAUCAAAAAGCCACUCGAGAUAGAGGGCAACAUCGAGGCGAUUAGGGAAGAACUCGACCUGGUCGAGGAAAUUCGCAUCGGGGUCGCUCUACGCGAAGCUUUACUCAAGCAAAAAAUUGCCCUAAGACAUGACGCGAAGGUUAUUAAACGAGAAUUUAAAUUAGACAGCUUGGUGCUAAAAAGAAACCACAAAGAUUCCAAAGAAGGCAAACUGGCCGCGAAUUGGGAAGGCCCUUAUCGCAUCCGAGCAAGGACAGAAAACGGGGCCUACUAUCUAGAUAAUUUGCAAGGAGAAGAACUCGCUCUACCUUGGAACGCUGAAAAACUUAAACAAUACUACAGUUAA
Vicia villosa (hairy vetch) is the source of this 2634-nucleotide messenger RNA. RefSeq lists its product as uncharacterized. Gene Ontology annotation, molecular function: nucleic acid binding; RNA-DNA hybrid ribonuclease activity. Lineage: Eukaryota; Viridiplantae; Streptophyta; Magnoliopsida; Fabales; Fabaceae. Gene Ontology annotation, biological process: DNA integration. Bases 1 to 2634 code for a protein of 877 amino acids. The transcript has a single exon. The record is from RefSeq and is a predicted model, not a curated record.